Molecule: messenger RNA, 2760 nt
Organism: Eremomyces bilateralis CBS 781.70
Lineage: Eukaryota; Fungi; Ascomycota; Dothideomycetes; Eremomycetales; Eremomycetaceae
Product: DEAD-domain-containing protein
Exons: 2
Coding region: 184-2406 (740 amino acids)
Cellular component (GO): mitochondrion
Molecular function (GO): nucleic acid binding; ATP binding
Source: RefSeq, a predicted model, not a curated record
UGUUAAACAUCGAUAUCUGGAAACUUUCCAUCACCAGACUUCCUACCAUCUACUAUUCACUCGAGUAGAAUUCAUUCACUCGAUACCCAGUAUUCUUUUCUCGACGUUCUUUCAUUGAUUAUCGUCAUCUAAUUGCCUCUCGCUUGACCUUCCCUCCACCUCCUUUCCUCUCAGGUCGCCGAUAUGCAUCGAGCAUUAUCGCGCUGCCAGAGUGCAGGAAUUACCUCUGCACUCCUUCGCAAUGUCCGAGUCGCGCGGAUAGCCGGGCUCCAACGUGUUGCUGCGGCACCGUCCACUGCUUUCAUCCCAUCCGCAUCACGAUUCCUCCACAUCCAACAGUCAUUGAGACAGACCGCCGAGGCGACGAGGUCGCACGAACCAUCGGUCGACUACCAUGGACCGAUCUCCCGCUUCGAAGAACUCGGGGAGCGGGGCAUGGCGCAUCCGGCCAUCGUGCAGGCGUUGACCAAGCAGAUGGGCUUGGAGAACAUGACGGACGUGCAGGCGGCGACCGUGGGCAAAGCGUUGUCGGGCAUUGAUAUGGCCGCGCAGGCGAGAACCGGAACGGGCAAGACCCUCGCGUUCCUCGUGCCCAUCCUCCACCGCAUCAUCGAAGAGAACCCGGCGCUCGCAGCCCGGAGCUCGCACUCCCCGCUAGCCUCGAUGGACGAUUCACGCGCGCUGGUCAUCUCUCCUACGCGGGAGUUGGCCGAGCAGAUCGCGGCGGAGGCGAGGCGACUGACUGCUAACACGAACGUAAUCGUGCAAGUCGCGGUCGGAGGUUCGAAUAAACGAGCGGCGCUGCAGGAAAUGCGACGAAGGGGUUGCCAUAUUCUAGUGGCUACGCCGGGGCGAUUGACGGAUCUGUUGAGCGACGAGUACUCGGGCGUGAAGCUCUCGAAGCUCAAUACCCUCGUCCUUGAUGAGGCCGAUCGACUUCUGGAUGAUGGAUUUUGGCCGGAGAUCAUGCGGAUCGAGAGAUUCCUUCCGCAACGCAAAGAGCGACCGCGUCAAACCCUGCUGUUCUCUGCCACGAUGCCGAGAGAGGUCUUGCAACUCUCUCGACAGCUGCUGCAACCCAAGCACGAGUUCAUCCAGACCGUCAACGAGGACGAAGCGCCGACCCACGAGCGUGUCCCGCAGAAACUGGUGCGCGUGGAUGGAUACCAGAAUUUGAUGCCCGCGCUCUACGAGCUGCUCCUGCAAGGAAAUGAGGCCGCCAAGAACGGCGGACGCCCCUUGAAGGCCAUCGUCUUCUUCAACACCACCGCGGAAGUCGAACUCGGCUUCAGCAUUUUCCGCAACCUCCGCCCGAAGGACGGCCGGUCGCCGCUCGCGCCCGCCCGCCUCUUCGAAAUCCACUCCAAGCUCUCUCAGUUCCAACGCACCGCCGCGUCCGAAGGUUUCCGAAAGGUGGAAUCCGGCAUCAUGUUCUCCUCCGACGUGUCGGCCCGCGGCAUGGACUUCCCGAACGUCACGCACGUCAUCCAGGUGCGCUGCCCCCGAUCGACCGAUACCUACAUCCACCGCGUUGGCCGUACCGGGCGCGCGGGGAGGGAGGGUGAGAGCUGGGUCAUUACCCCGAAGACCGACACCGCCAUUCGCGGCACCCUGAAGGGCCUUCCGGUCAAAGCCGAUAACUCCCUCGGCACCGCCACCCUGGACAUGAAGCAACCCGCCGAACUUCCCAAACUCCAAGCCAUGAUCCUCAACGAGAUCGGCGAAGCCAGCCGCUUCGUCGGCAUGACCCAGAAGUCCUCCGUCUACACCGUCCUCAUGAACAUCAGCCUCGACAAUUCGCGCGAUAUGGAGGCCGGCGUCCAGGAGAUCGUCGACCUGAGCAAAUACGGCUGGGGCUUGCGAUACCCCCCUGCGCUCUCCCGGUUCGUGCUCGGGAAGCUGCCGAGAGGAAUCGACGUUUCCACCGUGUCUGGCCCGGCGACGCCAAGGGAGUCGGAUGACCGCUCCUCGUUCCAAGACCGGCGCGGUGGGUCGCGCGGCGGGUUCGGGGGUCGCGACGGGGGCUCGCGCGGCGGGUUCCAGGACCGCAACAGCGGAUCGCGCGGUGGGUUCAGAGAUCGCGACGGCGGAUCACGCGGCGGGUUCCAAGACCGCGGCAGCGGAUCGCGCGGUGGGUUCAGAGAUCGCGACGGCGGAUCACGCGGCGGGUUCCAAGACCGCGGCAGCCGAGACUUCGGCAGUGCAUAUGGGUCGCGCUCCAACGAUGCCAGUGGCGGCUUUUCCCGCGGGGGGGAUGCCGGCGAGCGGGGCUCGUUCCCGCCGCGAAACAACGACCGGGGUGCGUACCCGCCACGAAGCGAUCGACGAUCGGAUGGCGGACAGGGACGUGGUCGGGAUGGCUCAUCGGGCGGGUCGCGGAGGUAUGAGAGCGGCGGAUUGUUCUGAGCCGGGGUGAGGCUCGAAAAUGCAUGAAAUCGUCUCUGGCCACCGAUACCCGCUACGGCCGAUUGUCAUCUGUUCUGCAUUUUGCUUCCAUUCCUCGCUAUAAGGCGCUUCUCCUCUCCAGUUUGGCGUUGUAAGGACGUGGGGCGAUUGGGCUAUUUGAGUAUCUACAAAAGUCUCGGAGUCAUGGGCAUUUGGAGGUGCAUACCACGGGUUGAUUUGUGUGCUUGUGUAAUAUAUAUGUGUUAAUAGAUGGUUUGAUAGGGGCCUUUUCGAACCGCGACGGACGGAAUCUUUACUUCUUUCUUGUCAUUAGCUCGGCCUAUAUAUUUAUAGCAAAUCUGUUAUUUCAAUGCU